Molecule: messenger RNA, 370 nt
Organism: Cyphellophora europaea CBS 101466
Lineage: Eukaryota; Fungi; Ascomycota; Eurotiomycetes; Chaetothyriales; Cyphellophoraceae
Exons: 1
Source: RefSeq, a predicted model, not a curated record
AUGUUGUCCAUCCUUAUGCGGCCGCUGAAGAGCCAGCUAGCUGUGCCUCAUUCUGCGCAUAUCGAUUUGUGUCAUUUUCCAAUCAUUCGAAUGGUGCAGCUGGAAGGCGUCGAUAACUGGCUCGAUAUCAUGACGCCGAUUACACAGCAUUUCAACUGGUCACAGGGUGUUCGCCACGCCGUGCAAGAAGUGGCAUACGUUGGCCGCUCGACGCCCAUGACGCAACUGACCAGCCAAUUCACCAGCUUUUGCGACAACUUGCAGAACUGGACACUGCACGAAUCAGUAGUGCGAGACUAUAUAGGUGUUCAAGGAGGGACACAUCAAAGCACGGAUGACCCUUCUUCGAAGAUUCUGUCUGAUGUGGGGG